AUGGCCUGUGCAACGCCCAACUAUGCAGAAGGAGAUGUACCUCCUUCGUACAGUGAAGUUAUCAAAAGCAUUGAAGCGGCUACCGGUAAUAAUACCAUGCCCCAGCAACUUCUCCAUGUUAUUGAAGGGCUCAGUGCACCAGAGCGGAAGGUGCUCUCGGAUAUUGCUCAAACCAGGCCCCCCAAGAUGACAGACGAAGAGAAGAAAAAAUCUGCCAUUAAUAUGGCAAAGGGACUCUCAGCGCCUGAGGGCCAGGAGCUAUUAAAGGGUACGGCCAAAGAUGUUGCUAGGGCUGCUAGCAGUGUCAAGGGCGGAUUCCAAUCACUUAAACUCAAGCUCAGUGAGCUUGAGAACACUGCGAAAUCCAAUUUCCUAUCGAAGCUUCAAACCCAUGAGCAGGUAAGGUCAAUUUGUUUCUUCCACUGCCAUGGUCAAACGGUUAACGCAGGUUUCUAG
Messenger RNA from Penicillium manginii, 456 nucleotides. RefSeq lists its product as uncharacterized. The record is from RefSeq and is a predicted model, not a curated record. Bases 1 to 456 code for a protein of 151 amino acids. NCBI's taxonomy places the organism in Eukaryota, Fungi, Ascomycota, Eurotiomycetes, Eurotiales, Aspergillaceae. The transcript has a single exon.